AUGUUUACACUCAAACCUAUUGCAAUACCAACAGAUUAUCAGCCGUCCACUACACUGACUUCAGACAAGGAGGACGUAUUCACAGGAGACAGUGUGACACUGAGCUGUACUGUAGAGUCUCCUGGAUGGAAGUUUUAUUGGUACAGACACAGACCAGACUCUACACCAGUAACCACAACCUCUGUAUACUCCUACACACUCAGCUGGGUCAGUGUCUCUGAUGGAGGACAGUACUGGUGCAGAGCUGGGAGAGGAGACCCAGUCUACUACACCCUGUACAGUGACCCAGUCCAGAUAAACAUUACUGAGAAACCUGUCGCUUUUCUGACCCUCCAACCCAACUGGACCCAGAUAUUCAGUGGAGAGACUGUUACUAUGAGAUGUGACAUACAGGGAGGAGGAGACUCUGACUGGAACUACAGAUGGUAUAAGAAUAGUCAGUCAGUGAUCUCCUUUAACACAAAGCCUGAGUACAGAAUCAGUCCUGUCUACAUGUCUAACAGUGGCUCAUAUACCUGUGAGGGUGUUAAGGGAAACAAGAUCUCCAAGACCAGUGAUGCUGUACAACUGACUGUGUCUGAUAAACCCAGGGCUGUCCUGAGUAUCUCUCCUCAGUGGCUGAACCCUGGAGACUCAGUGACUCUGAGCUGUGAAGUUGACAAGACUUCUACAGGCUGGAUGUUCUCCUGGUACAGGACUGUUCUCUACAGAGCUGGGUUACCCUCUCUAUCUGACUCAUCAUACUCUGUAGAGACCCUAUCUGACAGUAGUACUGGAACUACAGAGAGCUUCUACACCCUGAGUCCUGCUGGUCACACAGGAGGAUAUGUGUGUAGAGCUGGGAGAGGAGACCCAGUCUAUGACACACUCUACAGUGAACCUCAGUUUCUCUGGUCAGGAGAUCUGCAGCCUUCAGUGUCUCUCAGAAUAAGUCCCAACACAACUCAACACUUUAGAUCAAAGUCUCUCUCACUGAGCUGUGAGGAGAAGGGGAACUCUACUGGAUGGAGACUGAUGAGAUACACAGAGAGAGGAGUAGAGUCAGGGUGUGUCUCUAACUGGGGAUCAAUAACAGAGUCCACUUGUACCAUCAGGUCCACAUACACAUGGUACAGUGGAGUGUACUGGUGUGAGUCUGGAUCAGGAGAGUACAGUAAUGCUGUCAACAUCACAGUGAAUGCUGGUGAUGUGAUCCUGGAGAGCCCUGUCCAUCCCGUGACUGAAGGAGACUCUGUGACUCUGCGCUGCAAAUACUGGACAANNAGCUCAAACAUCAAGGCUGAUUUCUACAAAGAUGGAGUACUCAUCAAGAAUGAGACCACAGGAGAGAUGACCAUCCUUGCAGUAUCCAAGUCAGAUGAAGGAUUCUACAAAUGCAAAUACCCUAACAAGGGAGAAUCACCAGAGAGCUGGAUGACAGUGAGAGUCGUAUCUCCUGGAUCCUCUACAUCAGUCCUAGUAGGAGUGGUUGUGGGUCUGGUUGUUGCUGGUGUUUUACUGGUCAUUCUCCUGGUCCUGCUGUGUCGAUUUAAAAACAGCAAAGUAACUUAUCAUCUUAGUUCUUCAUGA
Molecule: messenger RNA, 1569 nt
Organism: Salvelinus sp. IW2-2015
Lineage: Eukaryota; Metazoa; Chordata; Actinopteri; Salmoniformes; Salmonidae
Source: RefSeq, a predicted model, not a curated record